ACAAUGCUUUUGCGUUUUCGCGAAAAAUAUCUCUAAAAUAAAAUAUUAAAGUCCGGAGCCCAUAGUUAGGGUAGGCAUACUCGACAGUGAUAUACUUCUGUUGUUUCUCCACUCGGGCUGCAUCCUUUGGAUCUAGAGAUGGUCAGUCACACCCAGCCUCACAAAUUGUCUUCCUCCGCUUCUUCUCUAUUCCACACUUUGAACUAGAAGCCCUGCUCUUGUCAGGCUAGUGCUCUGCGUUGGCCAUGGCAGUGACCAAGCCCGUCCUGUACAGCGAAUGGCUCAGCUCCUGUUCCUACUGGGUCCGGAUCGCCCUCAACAUCAAAGGUGUUGAAUAUGAGUACAGGGCAGUAGCAUGGAAUGAUCCAGAUUAUGAGAAGAUCAAUCCGAUUAAGUAUGUCCCAGCACUACAAGAUGGGGAUAUCUUGGUUUCAGACUCUCUUGCAAUCAUAUUGUAUCUUGAAGACAAAUAUCCCCAGCACCCUCUUCUACCUCAAUGUCUGAAAAGGAAAGCUCUUAAUCUGCAGAUCGCAAACAUUGUAUGCUCGAGCAUUCAACCUCUUCAGUGCUACGCUGCAGUCGGUUUAGUUAACGGUAAAUUAGGUUCCGAUGAAAGCCUUCAGAUAGUACAUCAUUACAUUGACAAGGGAUUUAAUGCCAUUGAAAAACUGCUGGAAGGAUGUGACACUAAAUUUGCUACUGGCGAUGAAGUCCAACUGGCAGAUGUGUUCCUUGCUCCUCAGAUACACGCUGGCAUGACACGCUUCCAAAUCGAUAUGUUGAAUUAUCCUCAUUUGGAGAGCUUUUACAAAGCAUACAUGGAAAUCCCUGCAUUUCAAGUUGCAUGCCCCGAAAACCAGCCAGAUGCGCCUUCGCCCUAAACAGGCACAGAGAACUGCAGCUAUUUUCGAGGUACAGCAAGGUACUCCAGUUCUGGUGAAAAAUAAAAAUGGAAUCCCGUGUGUGUUUACCAGUGGUAGUGAACAUACUGAUGGUUCUGCAUUUCCAGUUUCAGUAUUUGUAUUUUCUUUGUGUAAUUUAAAAUGAGUUAAAUACACUACGGGUUUACUUUUGUGAUUGUAUUUCGACAACCUCAAAUUUAGGUUACUGUACUUGGUGAAAUGUCUCACGUGCAGAUGCAAA
Lolium rigidum is the source of this 1143-nucleotide messenger RNA. RefSeq names its product glutathione S-transferase-like. The record is from RefSeq and is a predicted model, not a curated record. Gene Ontology annotation, cellular component: cytoplasm. The transcript has 10 exons. Gene Ontology annotation, molecular function: maleylacetoacetate isomerase activity; glutathione transferase activity. Gene Ontology annotation, biological process: L-phenylalanine catabolic process; glutathione metabolic process. The coding region runs from base 246 to 881 and encodes 211 amino acids. Lineage: Eukaryota; Viridiplantae; Streptophyta; Magnoliopsida; Poales; Poaceae.